Molecule: messenger RNA, 1044 nt
Organism: Thermochaetoides thermophila DSM 1495
Lineage: Eukaryota; Fungi; Ascomycota; Sordariomycetes; Sordariales; Chaetomiaceae
Product: mitochondrial import receptor subunit (tom40)-like protein
Exons: 5
Coding region: 1-1044 (347 amino acids)
Biological process (GO): protein import into mitochondrial matrix
Cellular component (GO): mitochondrial outer membrane translocase complex; mitochondrial outer membrane
Molecular function (GO): transmembrane protein transporter activity
Source: RefSeq, a predicted model, not a curated record
AUGGCUUCCUCCACCAAUUCGCCGUUGGCGUUCCUGCGCAGUAAUCCGGUCUUUGCCAGUCUCUCAGAUCUUUACGAUGCCUUCCAAGAAAGGAGGCAAAAGUUGGGUCUCUCGAACCCCGGUCUCGUUGAGAACAUCGCCAAGGAGGUCCAGCGCGAUGUCCUCACCACCAACCUCAUGUUCUCCGGCCUGCGGGCUGAUCUCACGAAGGCCUUCAGCCUGAACCCCUUAUUCCAAGUGUCGCACCAGUUUGCGAUGGGUGAGAGGUUGAGCCCCUACACCUUCGCUGCCCUCUAUGGCACCAGCAAGAUGUUUGCCCAAGGUAACAUCGAUGACCAAGGCAACCUUUCGACUACUUUCAACUACAGAUGGACCCCUUCUUUCACCACCAAGACCCGCUUCCAGAUCACUCCUGGUGCUACCGGUCAAGAUAUGGCCCAGUUCGAACACGAAUACAGCGGCGCCGAUUUCACUGCAACUAUCAAGGCCCUUAACCCGUCUUUCCUUGAGGGUGGCUUGACCGGUAUCUUCGUUGGCCAGUAUCUUCAGUCCAUCACCCCUAAGCUCUCCCUCGGUCUUGAGGCCGUUUGGCAGCGCGCCGGCCUUACCCAGGGCCCUGAUACCGCUAUCUCGUACGUUGGUCGCUAUAAGACGGAGAACUGGAUUGCCAGCGCCCAGCUGCAGGCUCAGGGUGCUCUCAACGCUUCCUACUGGCAGCGUCUGGGUGAGAAGGUUCAGGCCGGUGUUGACAUGACCCUUUCCGUUAAUCCUGGCGCCGCCAUGAUGGGUGGCCCUACCAAGGAGGGCAUCACCACCUUCGGUGCCAAGUACGACUUCCGCAUGUCCACCUUCCGUGCUCAGAUCGAUACCAAGGGCAAGCUCAGUUGCGUGCUCGAGAAGCGCGUUGCUGCUCCUGUCAUGAUGACCUUCGCCGCUGAUGUGGAUCACUUCACGCAACAAGCCAAGGUCGGUGUUGGUAUCUCGAUCGAGGCUGGCGGUGAGGAGCUUCAGGACCAGCAGCCUGCGCCCAAUAUUCCUUUCUAA